GCGGGGCAGAGCGGGCCGGGCUGCGUUCCGCGGCGUGUUCCUGGAGCGCGGGAAGGCCGAGGAGCUGCAGGAGCCGCUCAGGGGCGGCCCCGGCUGGCGAGUUCCGGCACGGGGGCGCCGUUUGCCCGAGCUCCUUCCGCCGGAAGCGACGGGGGCGCGACGGAGGGGCGAGGGUGACAAAACUUCAGGAUGUCUGUGAUUCAGCAAGGGACAGCAACACUCCGGAAAGCGAAGAAAACCACUGUAAAAAUGUGUCUAGAUAACCCUUUUGUUUUCCAAUGGAAAACCAUAGAUGGAGAAGAUAUGCAUUUUAUAUUAGAGACCUUAGAAGAAAGGAUUAAACAUAUUGGACUCAAAAAGAUUGAGAGUCCAAGAAAGAAAAAACGUUCCCUUACAAAAAAACAAACAGAAAGAAAGUGUGAUGCUGGCACCAGUGAACUCUCUAAAGAGGAAACAGAAACUCAGCAACAAAAACCAGGAUGGACUGACAUAAGCAUCAGAAGACAGCUUGCUAUUGGAGUUAAUGAAGUUACAAAAGCCUUGGAAAAAAAUGAGCUGCUUCUCUUGCUGGUGUGCAAGUCUGCCAAACCUGCAAUGAUCACAUCGCACCUGAUCGAGCUGAGCGCAAGCCGCGCCACGCCGGCAGGGCAGGUGCCACGGCUCAGCGAGACCAUCGCGCCCCUGCUCGGCUUAACGUCCAUUCUAGCACUCGGCUUCAAAAAGCAGUCUGACAAAUUCACUGAAGCAAUAGCAGCAAUAAUUCCAAAGAUACCAGCUUUGGACGUGCCAUGGUUUCAGUACAGAACUGAAGAAUCCAUGACUUAUGCAGACACAGAUUCUUCAGAAAAUCUGGAGCCUGAAGAGCUGGCAGAGGUGCUGGGGGAUAAGCUUGCAAGUCAGAAGCGGAAGCAUACGGAAAGCAAUCAGCCUGAUCUUUCAAAUGUAAUUUUGCAGCCUUUGAAAAUCAAGAAACUUGUCCCAAAUCCUGAUAAGAUAAAGAAACCACCUCGCAAAAAGAAAAAAGCUUUUUCAGCAUAACUGAUUUUAGUUUGGUUCUUUCUGUUAAGCAGAUUUUUUAAAUGCAGGGUGGAGUACAGUUCUAACGGAACAAUUCUUUCAGGCUUUACAGUGUAAAGCUCUUGAAUACAAGGUGAACUUCACGUUGCAUCUGGCUGAGGUACUUUCUGCUUUAAUAAAAAAUAUUGCUCAGA
Catharus ustulatus (Swainson's thrush) is the source of this 1211-nucleotide messenger RNA. It is a transcript of the gene RPP38, whose product is annotated as ribonuclease P/MRP subunit p38. The coding region runs from base 190 to 1038 and encodes 282 amino acids. The transcript has 3 exons. Gene Ontology annotation, cellular component: fibrillar center; nucleolar ribonuclease P complex; ribonuclease MRP complex. Gene Ontology annotation, biological process: tRNA 5'-leader removal. The record is from RefSeq and is a predicted model, not a curated record. Gene Ontology annotation, molecular function: ribonuclease P RNA binding; ribonuclease P activity. NCBI's taxonomy places the organism in Eukaryota, Metazoa, Chordata, Aves, Passeriformes, Turdidae.